AUGAUAAAACAAGUGUAUCAUCAACUGCUUGGAGACUCUCCUAAAGUCCCCUGGAGGUACCUAUUGUUUCAGAACUUAGCCAGACCAAAAGCUCAAUUUAUAAUGUGGCUGCAAAUCCAGAAUAGACUACUUACUACUGACAGACUGCUGAAGUGGAACAUACAAGUCGAUCCUGUUUGUCAAAUGUGCCACAAUGGAGUUGAAACUAGAGAUCACUUAUUUUUUUAUUGUUGUUUUGCGCAACAACUUUGGCACAGAUUGAGGCCAGUGUUGCAAAACUGGAACUUACAAUGUCAGACAAUUCUCAGUGUUUGUAAAGGCAAGACCAUACAAGCUCAACUGAAUGGAAUGUUGUCUGCAGAGUUUAUCUUUGCUCUACGGAUAGAGAGGAACAAUAGCAUUUUUGAGAAAACGGAGAAACAACAGGAAAGCAUUGCCAAGGAAAUUGCCUGCGUCUGCAAUAUUAGAGCAUCUGCUCUAGUGAAAUCUAGGCUACAUAUGUGCAAGUUCUAA
This is a messenger RNA of Lycium ferocissimum, 513 nucleotides long. RefSeq lists its product as uncharacterized. The record is from RefSeq and is a predicted model, not a curated record. Lineage: Eukaryota; Viridiplantae; Streptophyta; Magnoliopsida; Solanales; Solanaceae. The coding region runs from base 1 to 513 and encodes 170 amino acids. The transcript has a single exon.